AUGUCGUCGCCGAUCAAGCCUUCGAGAAUCCCGUCGCCUUCGCGGCCCUCUGCGUCACCUCGUCAGUCGCACCCGGGCGCGGCAGGGCAGGCGUUCCCCCCGUCGCCCUCGCGGCCGACGCUGUCGUCGGGCUCGCGCCAGUCGCUGUCUGCGUCCGUGGCGUCGUCGCCUAAGGAGAGCAAGGACAAGGAGCACAGGCGACGCACGCUGAGCUUCAAGGCGCCGUUCCGGUCGCUGUCGCAUGCGCUCAAGAAGGAUAAGAAGGAGAAGGUGCAGGAAGAGCCGGAGGAGGUGCAGGAGGGCAAGACUGAGGAGGCGUGA
Molecule: messenger RNA, 321 nt
Organism: Schizophyllum commune H4-8
Lineage: Eukaryota; Fungi; Basidiomycota; Agaricomycetes; Agaricales; Schizophyllaceae
Exons: 1
Coding region: 1-321 (106 amino acids)
Source: RefSeq, a predicted model, not a curated record